CUGCAUCUAAGUGCUGUUGGCAGCUUUGAGGAGGAAUAGCGUGCCUGAGUGCAGGGUUUUGAAGGGAGCUUACGGCAGUUCAGCAGAUGAUCUUUCUAAUUGAAGGAAUUCAUUAUACUUCUUAGUAGCUUUGUGCGCUGUAUCCUUGGAUGCACUGCGGAACCUGGUGAAAGGCGGAAGGCUUCUCCACAGGAAAACCUGCUGCCUUCUUUCUGCCACACAGUAUAGGUUUCAGUAAGAAUAUGGGAUAUCCCCCUGUGCAGUGGCAGAAAUUCAUCUUUUCCGUGAUAUGUUGCUGUAUGCAAGUCCUGCCUGCAUGUCUGGAUAGGUGCUGGAGGACAGAUCCCAGACCACUAUGAUGAGAAAUAAAUAUUUGGAUAGAGAUCCUUGAGUCGAUCACCCUUGAGAAAUACAAACAGUAGGAAAUGAACCCAGAUUGUGUCAACAGAGCAAUAAUUAAUGCCUUUGUAAAACAUAGCUGCAUUUCUAGAAAUCAAAAAUAAAAUUAAGGGGCAGUUGCUGUUAUUUUGAAUUUAUUUUUUUGUCAAUAUCGCCUGAAUCUUUCAAAUAGGGUAUUAAGUAUAAAGAACCUCAGCAGCUGCCUGUUUACUGUAGUUUAGUUGCUUUGUUUGAUCCCUCCAUUUUCUAAUCACAGGAAGCUGUGAGUGGCUGAAGAAGUGCUGGGGGCUGUCAAGCAAAUGCGCUGUGUAUCCAAACUAAGGAUGCUGCUGCUUUCUUUUCUAGCUUUUGAGUCUGUCUUCUGAUUCCAGCAAUUACCUGCUCGUAAAACUUCCUUACAAGUUCCAAUUCUGGAAUAAUUGCUUUCUUCAGAGGGCUGUGGCUGUUCCUUGCCCUUGACUCACAGCACGUUCCUCUCCUCAUGACCUGCUGUAAAGUCUACCUGUGGACCUCCUAUUACUAAAAUGGAAAACAUCAGUCAUUUGAGUGAACUGAGAGUGUUAAACCUUGCCAGAAACCUGCUAACCAUUGUGGAAAACCUUAAUGGACUGGAUUCACUCACAGAGCUCAACCUUCGUCAUAAUAAAGUCUCUGCUAUAAAAGAUGUGGAUACUUUGCCCCGUCUCCAGCGUCUCUUCCUCAGCUUCAACAAUAUAUCUAGUUUUGAGGAUAUUCUGUGCCUUGCUGAUUCCUCAUCUUUGUCAGAUAUCACCCUUGAUGGCAAUCCAAUAGCUCAGGAGACAUGGUACAAACACACUGUUCUCCAUCAUAUGAUGCAGCUCCGACAGCUAGAUAUGAAGAGAAUCACAGAAGAAGAGAGACGUAUGGCAUCUGUUGCAGCAAGGAAAGAGGAAGAAAGGAAGCGUGAAAGCCAUAAACAGACCUUGCUAAAGGAAAAGAAACGGUUAACAAUUUGUAAUAUUGCUCGUCAAUGGGAGGUACAGCAGAAUCGAAUAGCUCUUGUGGCUUCUUUAAACCAAGAUAAAGAUAACGAGCCCUGUCAGAUCAAUGGCAGUGCUGCAUAUGUAUUUCCUGAAGAAAGCAGGUCUCUGGAUACAAUAUUGAGCAGUGCAGUACAAGGCUUGUCUGUUCUUGAGUCUCAUUUAGUGGAAGUGGAAGGAGACACCCUUUGCUUGUAUGGUGCUGGAGCACUAGAGUGCCUGGAUCGAAACUGGAGUGUUCAAACAGCUGGAAUUAUUGUCACAGUCCAAUUUAUGUUCAUAGAGUUUGAUGAAAUAGUUCAAGUGUUAACAAAACUGAAGACAAAAUUUCCUAAUUCUGUGCACCUGAAGUUUAAGGAGACAAAUCUUGUGACACUGCAGCAAUUCAAUGCAUUAGCUCAGCUGCAUCACAUUGAACAGUUGACAGUUGAUCCUCAGGGAAAUCCAGUUGUCAACUUUACUCUGUGGAAAUACUAUGUUCUGUUUAGACUGAACCAUUUUAAUUUACAGAAGAUAAAUGGAAUAAAGGUUACUGAAAAUGAUAUUGUCAUGGCAGAGAGGCUCUUUGGCAUUCUGGCGUACGUGGCAUCUUCUGAGCUGCCACAUUAUCGCAUGCUUUCAUUAUUUGGAGAAUCUAGGAGGAAGCAAUUCCAGUAUCUGCUGGAAGGAAAGGGAAAGAAAUCUGGGAUUGGGAGUGAGGAAAGUAGUGAUAACAGAAGAAACGGAGGGGAAAGCACAACUCGAGCAACACUGAAUUACAUGACAAAGGACUUUCAUAUGGAAAAGCUUGAAGAAAUCAAGGAAAGAAAAACAUUUUGCCAGACAUACGUUGAGAACUUAGUGAAAGAAGCAGCUGACAUCAACAUGAAAAAUGAGUCGUUGCAGAAGCUCUGGCCUCAAAUGUUCAUUGAGCUUGUUAGAGAUGCAGUGAUAGAAAUACGCAAUAAAAAUUCCUACAUGAAACUCUGCUUGCAGCGGAUCACUGAUCAAAAACAGUAGUCAAGGCUUGUUGUCUUGCAAGGUUUUGGUUUCAAUAUUCUGUGAUGUUUUACAAACUUAAAACAAUAGAAUAUAAAAUUACCAUCACUAUGGCAUACUUCACAUGCACACACCCCCAAAGGGAUGCCUUUAAAUCUUAAUUAACUCUUCUAGUUUUGAAAUAAAAGUUUACUUGCAUACUGCUUUAACAGCGCUUCCUUGGCUGAAGUGAUGAGGUAGCAUAGAAGUAGCUUGGUGAUUAUCGUGUUUUACUAAAUUCUGCUUUGUUUUUAUCUGCUACCCUUUCUUCUGUAGUGCUACAGCAUUGAUUUUUUUUAAAGGACAAAUUUACACUCUGCUUGCCUUAUUUUUUAUUGAACACUUUUCAAUUGUCACCUUUUUGACUGUUUGCUGCUGUUUGAAAAAAAAUAAUAGUAGCCGGGGUUUUUUUUAACGAGCAAAAGCUAAUAAAUUAUUUUUACAUCCUGAACUGGAUGAAGACUUUAUUGUUGUUGUUUAAUUUGUGAGAUCAUAGAACACUCUUUCACAGCAAUGCCAUCACAGUGCUCAUGAUUCAAUGUAUAAUGAGCCUAAUUCUGAGCUGAACAAAUUGCCUGAACUUGAUUUCAAGUGUUUUUCAUUAAAUUCACUUAUAUUAGUCUGUAUGAAUUAUAAACAGGUAAAAUAUGAAUUUGAGGUGUACUCAAUUAAGCUUUAUUUUUUUUCUGUUAAAAUGUGUUUAUAUAAUUUCUUUUGUUUCUUGAUUACUAAAUGAUUAAUUUUUGAGGUUUGCCAAAGUCAAAUGAGCUAAAAAUGCAUGCAUUACAUUUGGUAAGGAAACUGAUGACUAUUAUUCAGUUGUAAUUAAUUCUGUGACUGUGAAAAUUUCAUAUUUGUCAAUAAAAACAAAUUCUUCACUUUUGCCCUUCACAGAUAACAUAAAGCACUGUGUACAAAGAAAAGACUUCUUAAUGCUGCAUGAAGAUGAGGCACAACUUGCCCCCAAACUGAUCAGCUGUGAAUAAUGGGUAUUAAAACCACAUUCCAUAGUACAG
Falco peregrinus (peregrine falcon) is the source of this 3433-nucleotide messenger RNA. RefSeq names its product leucine rich repeat containing 49 (gene LRRC49). The record is from RefSeq and is a predicted model, not a curated record. The transcript has 11 exons. Gene Ontology annotation, molecular function: protein binding. NCBI's taxonomy places the organism in Eukaryota, Metazoa, Chordata, Aves, Falconiformes, Falconidae. Bases 924 to 2399 code for a protein of 491 amino acids.